AUGCGCUUCACACUCAACAGCUUCUUAUUUCUCGCGUCUGUUACCCUCGCACUCCCACUCGAGGAGACCCCUACAACCACUGAUCACAUCCCAACUGUCAAAGAGGCCGCUGUACAAGCUCGCAAGCUCCUUAAAUCCGAGUCCAUAGCUACUCUCUCCACUAUCUUUCCAGAGAAUGACCCACAUGGCCUCGCCGGGCAGCCUAUUGGCCUAAUGGACUACUACGCCGACUGCUCAACGACGGGAAACCCAACUCUUCUUGCUAUGGGCAUUGCCACCUCCUUCAAAAACGCAAAAGAUGGCGCAUCAAUUAGUUUGUCGAUCCGCUCACAUGCGAGCAGCUGGUCGCAGGCGAGCCAGCCGCGGUUGUCGCUCAUCGGAAGAUUGAGUGAGAAGGUCCCGAGAGGGAGCGAAGAGGCCGAUAGGCUGAAGGCAUGCUUUACGAGCGUCCAUAAGGAUGCCAAGAUUUGGGCGCCCGGAAACAGAAUUCACGAGAGUGAUUGGGUGACGUUUGAGGUCGAGACGGUGUACUGGAUUGGCGGGUUUGGAAGUGUGGCGUAUAUUGGAUAUAUUCCCGUCGAGAUGUGGGAGAGUGUUACACUGGAGGAAAUUGAGGAGCUGGAGAGGGAGGAGGAUCCGUUGAAGGGCGUUGGAUUGAAGGUGCAGAGUGGUUUGAGCAGCUUGAGGGGUCUCUUCAAGAAGGACUAA
Morchella importuna is the source of this 708-nucleotide messenger RNA. RefSeq lists its product as uncharacterized. The record is from RefSeq and is a predicted model, not a curated record. The transcript has 3 exons. Lineage: Eukaryota; Fungi; Ascomycota; Pezizomycetes; Pezizales; Morchellaceae. The coding region runs from base 1 to 708 and encodes 235 amino acids.